This is a messenger RNA of Salvelinus fontinalis (brook trout), 1925 nucleotides long. RefSeq names its product oxysterol-binding protein-related protein 3-like. Lineage: Eukaryota; Metazoa; Chordata; Actinopteri; Salmoniformes; Salmonidae. The transcript is spliced from 12 exons. Gene Ontology annotation, cellular component: intracellular membrane-bounded organelle; perinuclear endoplasmic reticulum; plasma membrane. The coding region runs from base 721 to 1923 and encodes 400 amino acids. The record is from RefSeq and is a predicted model, not a curated record. Gene Ontology annotation, molecular function: cholesterol binding.
ACUGUCUGGGUCCCCCUCUGGGCCCUGGUCAACAGUACUGUCUGGGUCCCCCUAUGGGCCCUGGUCAACAGUACUGUCUGGGUCCUCCUAUGGGCCCUGGUCAACAGUACUGCCCUAUAACAGGAAUAAGGUACAUUUGUGUUCAGUCACGCUAUUCUUUGGAAAUGUACAUGUUUGUUCAUGGUUUAUUGUUUCAGACAGUAAUGUUUUUCCCUUUUGAAAGUUCUAACAACAGGAGAAUGAGUUCAAAUUAAUCUAAGUCUAAACCUAGCUGAAUUAAUCUGAGCCUAAACCUAUCUGAAAUAAUCUAAGCCUAAACCUAUCUGAAUUAAUCUAAGCCUAAACCUAGCUGAAUUAAUCUAAGCCUAAAUCUAACUGAAUUAAUCUGAGCCUAAACCUAUCUGAAUUAAUCUGAGCCUAUGUCUAGCUGAAAUAAUCUGAGCCUAAACCUAGCUGAUUUAAUCUGAGCCUAAAUCUAGCUGAAUUAAUCUAAACCUAAACCUAACUGACAUUAUGUUCUCCUCUUAUUAGAAGCAAGACUCCACAGAUGGAUCCCACCGCCUAGUUCACCAGGCGUCCAAUGAGAGCAGAGCGUCCAUCACAGAAUCUCUGUCAGAGUUCUUCGAUGCUCAGGAGGUUCUACUGUCUGCCAGCUCCUCAGAAAACGAGGCCUCUGAUGAUGACUCAUACAUCAGUGACAACGUCAGCGACAACAUCUCCAUGGACAACUUCAACAACGAGACGGAGAGACCUAACUCGGGCUGUGAAGAGAACGGGACCCUUCUGAGAAGACGCAGGUCGUGCCUCCCGUCGGCCAGCCCCAACACCAGUAACAUCAGUCUAUGGAACAUCCUUAAGAACAACAUAGGGAAAGACCUCUCCAAGGUGGCUAUGCCUGUUCAGCUGAACGAGCCCCUCAACACCCUGCAGAGACUGUGUGAAGAGCUGGAGUACAGCGAGCUGCUGGACAGAGCUGCUAACACACAGGACCCCUUUGAACGCAUGGUGUACAUAGCCACGUUUGCAGUGUCGGGGUACGCGUCCAGCUACCACCGAGCGGGAGGGAAGCCCUUCAACCCGGUCCUGGGGGAGACCUACGAGUGUGACCGUCCCGACAAGGGCCUCCGAUUUGUAGCAGAACAGGUCAGCCAUCACCCACCUAUAUCAGCAUGCCACGCUGACUCUAAAAACUACAUAUUCUGCCAAGACGUGAGGUGGAAAAACAAGUUCUGGGGGAAGUCUAUGGAAAUAGUUCCUGUGGGCACCACCCAUGUGAUUCUGCCAGGGUUUGGUGACCACUAUGAGUGGAACAAGGUGACGUCCUGCAUCCACAACAUCCUGAGUGGGCAGCGCUGGAUAGAACACUAUGGAGAGAUCUCCAUCAGGAACACCAGCACUGAUAUCUGCCAGUGUAAGGUCACCUUCAUCAAGGCAAAGUACUGGAACUCGAGUGUUAACGAGGUGGAGGGCACCAUCACAGACCACAAGGGGAAGGUCAUCCACAGACUGUUUGGGAAGUGGAACGAGGGGGUGUACUGUGGAGACCCACCCUCUGCCACCUGCAUCUGGAGAGCCAAUGCCAUGCCGGCUGACCACGAGCAGUACUACGGCUUCACUAAGUUUGCUAUGGAGCUCAAUGAGCUGGACCCUUCACUAAAACUGCUGCUGCCUGCCACAGACACCCGGCUACGGCUCGACCAGAGGCUGCUAGAGGAGGGUGACGUAGAGGCAGCAGAGGAACAGAAACAGAAGAUAGAACAGCAGCAGAGAGACAGACGCAGAGUCCUGGAGGAAAACACCAUGACACAUCAACCCACAUUCUUCAGGAAAUCAAAGGACGACACCUGGGUUAGCAACAACACUUACUGGGACCUGAGGAAGGAUCCAGGCUUUGCCCACCUGGACUGUCCAGUGUUGUGGUGACC